UAUACUCUUUGGCGUAGAUUGUGUUUGUUCGUAGGUUCGUAGGCGUGAAGGUGAGGCGGUGCAUUAGUAUAGCGUGGUUUUCGAAAUAAGUAAUUGAAUUGUAAAUACAACAACAAUGGGAGUGACUGUGGACACGAUCAGCCCUGGCGAUGAGGCCACAUACCCGAAGAAGGGCCAGACUGUGGUGGUCCACUACACGGGCACGCUGACCAACGGACAGAAGUUUGACUCGUCCCGCGACCGUGGCAAGCCCUUCAAGUUCAAGAUCGGCAAGGGAGAGGUCAUCAAGGGCUGGGAUGAAGGUGUUGCGAAGAUGUCGGUAGGCGAGCGUGCCAAGCUGACCUGCACGCCCGACUACGCGUACGGCCAGCAAGGUCACCCCGGCGUCAUCCCCCCCAACUCCACCCUCAUUUUCGACGUCGAGCUUAUCAAACUUGAAUAAACCACCUUAUGAGACUCGAGACUACUCCUAGCCUAGAUACUGUACUUGGGCAACAGUGAAUCAGCCAUGCACAGUGGAUCAGUUGCAAACCGUCAUGUUUUUAAGGUGAUGUUCCCUGUACUCACUUACGUGCGAUAUAAACAGCUAUGGGCAACAGUGAAUCAAUUGCAAACCAUCAGGUUUUUAUGAUGUUCCCUGUACUCACUCAUAUGCAAUUUAAACUGCUAUGGGAACAGUGAAUCAUGUAGGGUACAGUGGAUCAUGAGAAACAGUAAUUUGUCUACCAAUGCCCAAAGCAGUGUAGUAGGUGCUCUGCUUGGUAAGUUUACUAUACCUAAAUGCUACCAGUAGUUUUCGGAAAGGAGAGUCUUGGGUACUUUUCACUUAGCACUUGGGUUAUUUUCAGCCAAACACUAGAUUAAGUCCAGUCAAUUAGGCUAAGCACCACUUGCACCAUCCCACUAACUUGGGGUUAACCAGUUAAUUGUACUGGUAACUGAGUAACCCUAUGUUAGUGAGUGCUGCAUGUGGCCCUAAGAAACCUAGCAUCAAGCCCCAUUCGAAAAUUCAGUCACAAUUUCACUCGAUGACAUUCCAAAAGCAUUUUGACCCGUAGAUGAAAUAGUCGUGUUGUUUUGUAUAAGAUCCUUUUUGAAGCACAAAAUGGGAAUGUUUUCUUGUGGUGGGUUGUGCACGCAUGUGCCGUAUAUAUGUAUACAUAAUUUCAGUCAAGCUCUAAAAUGAAAUAAGAAUAAAUUUAUUGCGAAAA
Molecule: messenger RNA, 1211 nt
Organism: Cydia fagiglandana
Lineage: Eukaryota; Metazoa; Arthropoda; Insecta; Lepidoptera; Tortricidae
Gene: Fkbp12
Product: peptidyl-prolyl cis-trans isomerase FKBP1B
Exons: 3
Coding region: 116-442 (108 amino acids)
Biological process (GO): protein peptidyl-prolyl isomerization
Cellular component (GO): sarcoplasmic reticulum membrane; cytoplasm
Molecular function (GO): peptidyl-prolyl cis-trans isomerase activity
Source: RefSeq, a predicted model, not a curated record